AUAACUUCCUUAGAACCAGAUUACGCUAAUCAACUUAUUUAAAAUUUGGACUACGAUCUCAACCAACUCGAAACUUUUUAAUUUGACUACAGUGACAAAAUCUGUUAGGCAUCUAUAAAAGCCGCACACCUCUUCAAGUUUUUUAUGUUCUACUACAAAAGGAAGUGCAUUUUUAUGUUUGAGAAUCAAAUAUGGCUAGAAAAAGGCUUAGACAUACUAGGAACUGUAGUGAAAAUGCGAGAAGCUCAAUCCUUGAUAGUAGAACAGCAAGUUUAUUUAAGAAAGCAGAAGAGUUUUCUACUCUGUGUGAUGUAGAAGUCACCAUAAUUAUCUUUAGCCCAGGGAAAAUCCAACCCAUUACUUGGCAAUCUAAAGGUCUGGCUCAGGAUGUAGUAAUGAGGUAUUUAAGUAUUCCUGAGGCCGAAAGGCUUAAAAAGUUAGUCCAACAUGAAACCUAUCUUCUAGAAAAAAUGAAGAAGAAAGAAGAACAAAUUAGCAAAAUAGAGAAAAUAAACGAGGAGAAGGAAAUGGAACUCCUCUUCAACCAAGUUGUGGAGGGAAGGAGUUUUUAUGAAUUCGAUACUAGACAAAUUAAAGGUUUGUUAAAGUUAUCUGCUUCAAAGAUGGCUAAACUUAAUGAAAUAAAGAAACAGCCCAUUCAACCUCCAAAUCCUCCUGCCAAUAACGAACAUGUUACCCUACCAGCAAGUUUAAUAGAAGAUUUGAUGAAUGACCCAUGGUUUGUUGAGACUAUGGCUAUAUUAGGGGAUGGAAGCGGUACAGAGCCAGCACCAACGGAGGGCGAUGACACCAAUGCUAAAGAUGAUGGAGAUGCCAAGGACCUCAAUUGAGAAUGAAAUAAUUAUGUUGUUCUAUGAUUGUUUUUUUUCAUGUUGUUUUUCCAUGCGGUUCGCGGUUCGUCUUAAUCUGUUGCAUUUUUCUAUCCAUUGCGUGUCAUUGUACUUCUUAUUUCAAUUAUUUAUGAAGGUCAUUCUGUUUUGUCAGAAAAAUGA
Molecule: messenger RNA, 1013 nt
Organism: Lycium barbarum (goji berry)
Lineage: Eukaryota; Viridiplantae; Streptophyta; Magnoliopsida; Solanales; Solanaceae
Product: agamous-like MADS-box protein AGL36
Exons: 1
Coding region: 192-851 (219 amino acids)
Biological process (GO): regulation of transcription by RNA polymerase II
Molecular function (GO): RNA polymerase II cis-regulatory region sequence-specific DNA binding; protein dimerization activity; DNA-binding transcription factor activity, RNA polymerase II-specific
Source: RefSeq, a predicted model, not a curated record